ACGGUUGAAGCAUUGGUAUCCAAUAUUGGUCAAUUAAUAUUCCAAAAUUAUGAUGCAGGUAUCGAAUCAGUAUUUGUAAAGGUUACUAAGCCGAAUGCAUUUAGUCACAUUGAAGGUGUCGGUGUAUCUUCAUAUAUGAACCAGAAAACAUUCAAAGACGCACAGCCGCUUGUUUUAACCCAAGCCCCUAGUUCAGCUUUUAAUAUGCCAGUAGAAGAAGUUACCGCCUCCACAUAUGAAGGAGACCAUAUUGCAUUUAUUGCUUUUGGGUCAAAUACAGGGAAUCAAGUUGAAAACAUUCAAAGGGCGUUGACUCUCUUGCAACAAUACAAUAUCCAAGUUGAAUCAACAUCAUCUUUGUAUAUCUCGAAACCAAUGUAUUAUCUCGACCAGCCUGAUUUCUACAAUGGUGUGGUUAAAGUAUCAUUCAAAGAUUUAGCACCUCACAAAUUGUUAGCUAUUCUUAAGGAAAUCGAAUAUAAACAUAUCAACAGAGUAAAGGAAUUUGACAAUGGACCUAGAGAGAUAGAUUUAGAUAUUGUCCUUUAUGAUGAUAUUCUGUUGAAUACUCCUGAUUUGAUAGUACCUCACAAAUCAAUGUUGGAGAGAACAUUUGUUUUACAACCAUUAUGUGAAUUAUUGCCGCCUGAUCAAAUACACCCAAUUAGUGCCGAACCAUUCCAUAAUCAUUUACAACAACUUUUUGCUAAUGCUCCUGCCGAAUCAUUACAGGAAUCAUCGCAAUUGCUUCAAUUCAUACCUAUUCCAAGGCUCGAGGCUCGUAACAAUCCCCUCAAGUUCGACCAAGUAUACAAUAAGCAUCCUACUUUAAUCAUGGGGAUUUUAAACAUGACUCCUGAUUCAUUCAGUGACGGAGGAAAGAAUUUUGAUAAAUCCCUUGCUGAAGUAGUCAGAAGUGCUGAAAAGUUGGUUGAGGAUGGAGCUGACAUCAUUGACAUUGGUGGGGUAUCUACCCGUCCAGGAAGCAUAGAACCAAGUGAAGAGGAGGAAGUCAAGAGAGUUCUUCCUAUUGUUAAGGCUAUCCGUUCAAGCCAGAAUAAAAAAUUGGCUAAUGUUUUAAUUUCCAUUGACACUUAUAGAUCAAAAGUUGCUGAAGAGUGCCUUAUCGCUGGGGCUGAUAUUAUCAAUGAUAUUUCCAUGGGCAAAUAUGACGAGAAAAUCUUUGAUGUGGUUGCCAAGUAUGGAUGUCCUUAUAUUAUGAACCAUACUAGAGGUACUCCUGAAACCAUGUCAAAAUUAACAAAGUACGAGUCCAACACCAAUGAUGAUAUCAUAGAGUAUGUCAUUGAUCCAACCCAAGGUCAUCAAGAACUUUCAUUACCUCCAAAUAUUAAGAAUUUAUUGAAUGGAGUUUCCCGUGAAUUGGCUCAUCAAAUGUUUAAGGCUUUUGAACGUGGGGUUAGAAAGUGGCAAAUUAUUGUUGAUCCCGGUGUUGGUUUUGCCAAGAAUGUUCAACAGAAUCUUGCCUUGGUUAAACAUGCUUCAUUCUUCAAGAAAUACUCAAUUCAAAUCAACGAAAGAGAUGAUUUGGUUGUUAAACACAAAUAUUUGAGUUUCAAUGGUAUGUCUGUGUUGGUAGGAACUUCAAGAAAGAGAUUCUUGGGAACUAUCACCAAACAACCAACUCCAACUGAAAGGGUUUUCAGUACCGGUGCUACUGUAACGUCAUGUAUUGAACAAAAUACCGACAUUAUAAGAGUUCAUGAUGUUAAAGCCAUGAAAGAUGUUGUAAUUACCAGUGAUGCCGUUUACAGGGACAUAUUUGAAGACUAA
Messenger RNA from Spathaspora passalidarum NRRL Y-27907, 1794 nucleotides. It is a transcript of the gene FOL1, whose product is annotated as trifunctional dihydropteroate synthetase/dihydrohydroxymethylpterin pyrophosphokinase/dihydroneopterin aldolase. The record is from RefSeq and is a predicted model, not a curated record. The annotation marks the transcript as partial. The transcript has a single exon. Gene Ontology annotation, cellular component: mitochondrial envelope. Lineage: Eukaryota; Fungi; Ascomycota; Pichiomycetes; Serinales; Debaryomycetaceae. Gene Ontology annotation, molecular function: dihydropteroate synthase activity; 2-amino-4-hydroxy-6-hydroxymethyldihydropteridine diphosphokinase activity. Gene Ontology annotation, biological process: tetrahydrofolate biosynthetic process.